Messenger RNA from Adineta steineri, 1026 nucleotides. NCBI's taxonomy places the organism in Eukaryota, Metazoa, Rotifera, Eurotatoria, Adinetida, Adinetidae. The record is from the annotation of a GenBank genome assembly.
AUGUCGAUUCCAGAAAAAAUGAAAGCUGUUCUAUUGAAAGGUUUUGGUGGACGUGAUAAUUUGUAUAUUGGUGAAGCAGAUGUACCAAAAAUAAAAGAUGAUGAAGUUCUUAUUAAAGUACAUGCAUUUGGUAUUAAUCGAGCUGAUACAAUGCAACGUGAAGGACAAUAUCCACCACCACCAGGUGUAACAGAUAUUAUGGGAUUAGAAGCAUCAGGUGAAAUUGUUAAUGUUGGUAAUGAAGCAAAACAACAAUGGAAAAAUGGUGAUAAAGUUAUGGUAUUAGUAUCUGGUGGUGGUUAUGCUGAAUAUGUUGCUGCACAUAUGGGUUGUGUUAUGAAAAUUCCUGAAGGAAUUUCUAUGAUUGAUGCUGCUGGUAUACCUGAAACAUUUUUAACUGCAUUUCAAGGUUUAAGAUUUAUUGCUAAAAUUAAAAAAAAUGACAUUGUACUUAUUCAUGCUGGUGCAAGUGGUGUUGGUACAGCAGCUAUUCAAUUAGCCAAAUUAUUUGGUGCAAAAGUUGCAACAACAGUUGGUAGUAAUGAAAAAAUUGCUUACUGUAAAAAACUUGGUGCUGAUAAAGCAAUUAAUUAUAAACAUGGACCAUGGGUAAAUGCAAUGAAAGAAUUUACACAAGAGUUUAAUAAAGAUGGUUUUAAUAUAAUUUAUGAAAGUAUUGGAAAAGAUUAUGUUGAAUCUAAUCAAGAAGUUAUUGGUACUGAUGCACAAUGGGUUGUUUAUAGUGCUCAAAGUGGUACUGAAGCCGAUAAGUUAUCACUUGGUAUGCUAAUGAAAAAACGUACUACACUUACUGGUACUGUAUUACGUGCACGUCCAGCUGAAUAUAAAACAAAUUUAAUCAAACAAUUUCAUGAUGAAGCUAUGGAAGGUUUUCAUAAUGGUAAACUUAAAGUUAUUAUUGAUAAAACAUGGCCAAUGGAACAAAUAGCUGAUGCUCAUAAAUAUAUGGAAGAUAAUUUAACAAUGGGAAAAGUAGUUCUUACAGUUAUUAACGAUAAAUCAUAA